Messenger RNA from Aspergillus sclerotioniger CBS 115572, 524 nucleotides. RefSeq lists its product as uncharacterized. The record is from RefSeq and is a predicted model, not a curated record. The annotation marks the transcript as partial. Lineage: Eukaryota; Fungi; Ascomycota; Eurotiomycetes; Eurotiales; Aspergillaceae. The transcript has a single exon. Gene Ontology annotation, molecular function: fluconazole transmembrane transporter activity. Gene Ontology annotation, biological process: xenobiotic detoxification by transmembrane export across the plasma membrane.
CGACUGGAAAACUCGUAAAUGCCGAUACAUUGAAGAAUCAUGUCCAAAGUAAUGGAGAAAUGCCGAUUGCGGCAGGUGUUCCGGCCGUAAGGCCUUCAAAAUUCACUGAUUGAAUAGCUUUGGGGUCCUUUGUCAGAAAUUCCCUCUGUCGGACGUAACCUCGUCUACAUUCCCACCCUGGUUAUUUUUCUCUGCAUCCAGAGUCCAACUGCGCUGGCGGAUAACUUCGGGACGCUCUUAUCGAUGAGAUUCCUGGGCGGAUUCUCUGCGAGCCCGGUCCUCGCUGUCGGUGGAGGAAGGAAGCCUGAUCGACAUCGUUGAAUCCCAGUAUCUUCUGUAUUCUAUGGGCGUCUGGGGGUCCAUGGCCGCGUUAGGUCCUCUUCUCGGGCCUCUCAUAGGAGGCUACGCCUAUCAGAACCAUAACCGGCGUUGGUCCAUUUGGGCGAUAAUGAUCAUGGCCGGGUCUGUGUUGAUCAUGCUCUACAUGCUCCUCCCAGAGACCUCACCCUCGAAGCUUUUGAGAG